AUGGAUAUAACAGCAAGAGACCUCAAGUGCCUAGCGAUUGGUGCCGUGGCGUCUGUGGGACUUACUGCUCUUCUAAGCUCACAGUACCACACUAACAUACAUAAAGCAUGCCGCAUCAUCGACUCACCAUUGCCGUCAGUACAAAAGGCCCUGACGAAGGAACAACAAAAGAGGCUUCCCUACGCUCCUGAUGCUCUCGAGGGUGCAAGAGACGUUUCGACGCCCUUUGGUAAUAUAAGAGUAUAUGAAUGGGGACCAGAAGAGGGCAAGAAGGUUUUGCUAGUGCAUGGAAUUAGUACGCCAUGUAUAGCUCUAGGUGGGCUGGCAGAGGAGUUGGCAAAGAAAGGUUGUCGAGUGAUGUUGUUUGAUCUGUUCGGUCGCGGCUUCUCAUCAACCCCUGAUCCAUCCGUCCAACCUCAAGACAUCCAGCUCUUCACCACUCAAAUCUUACUAGUCCUCUCCUCAUCCCCACUGAGCUGGACAGGAGAUGACAAUCGAUUCAGUCUAAUCGGGUACUCACUGGGUGGAGGAACAGCUGCAUCAUUUACUUCUUACUUCCCACACCUGAUCGAGUCCCUCGUGCUCAUCGCACCAGCAGGUCUCAUGCGAUCCACCCGCAUCCACUGGACCAGCAAGUUCCUCUACGGUGGAUUCCUUCCUCGCAGGUUAGUCGAGUAUCUGGUAUGGAAGCGUCUCGGCGGUACCAGUAGCGCUCCAACAUCUUCCCAGACCAUCGGAGACAACAGCAAGGUCACUGCCACCCAAACAGCAGGAGAGGAAAUGCCAUCCCAUCCAGCACUCGCCCCCGACUCCUCAGCCCAGAUCUCCACCCGCAGACCUUCUGUGAGUAUAGCAGACGUCGUUUCCUGGCAACUCACCCACCACGCCGGUUUCGUUGCCUCCUUUGUCUCAAGCAUCCAACACGCACCCAUAAGCGGCCAACACUCAUCCUGGAAAGCCAUCGCAGAUGCACAACAAUCCCUCCCCACAAACCAGCGUCUCCUCGAAGGCAAAGUGCUACUGCUGCUAGGUAAAGACGAUACCGUAGUCGUUGCAGACGAAAUGUGCGAAGAUGCACAGCAAGUGAUGGGCCCUGCAGUCGACAUCCGUGUCCUAGACGGUGGCCACGAACUCCCCGUCACAGACGCCGAUAUCGUCGCUCAGACAAUUCUNAGAUUUCUGGAACCAAGAAGUCGCAUAAUAUCAGCGUCGGACAGACCCACGGUUUUAAGCGUGCAUGUCCUGUCGUGUAUCUGUCAUGCGUCCAACCCGCAUGCCGCAUCGCUUGUUGAGGAUGGCAAAAAUUUGAACCAGGUCACAUGA
Molecule: messenger RNA, 1323 nt
Organism: Aureobasidium vineae
Lineage: Eukaryota; Fungi; Ascomycota; Dothideomycetes; Dothideales; Saccotheciaceae
Source: the annotation of a GenBank genome assembly